AUGUCUAAGAAAGGAGGACAAAAACCUGGGCCUGAGCAGCCAAACGGGAAGCCUGCAGCAAAAGCUAGCCCGGCCAAUGCAUGGAACCGACCAUUGAAAGCACGAGCUCCUGGUCCUCCACCUGGAAUGGGACCACCCAGUAAACCAAACACGCAAGGCAGCAAGGAUAUUGAAGUUAGCGGUGUCCUACGAGAUCGUUUGCUUCAUUUGGCCCUUUCGAUGGUAGGUCAAAAGGUGGUUUUGGCGCUAACAAAUGGUAGCGUUAUGGAAGGUGUAUUCCACACGUUUACCCCAUAUCCCAAUCUGAAACCUGAAUUGAAAAACAAAUACGCGCUCAAGUCUAUCAGAGUCACAAAACCACCCACCAAUGGAGAGAAACCAAUCGAAGACGGAAGCACAGUUGUUAUCCCAGUGGAGAGAGUCGUUUAUCUCCAUGCAAAGAAUGUCAGUUUGGAUCGCCCAGCUGCCAAUGGAGGACCUGGAGGUCCCAAUGCCAAUAACGGUGUCAUGACGGAUACUCAAAUUUCGGGCUCCAAUUCUGACAAAAACCGCGAAUUGGUUUCUGCUGGCAGCGCAUGGACUACGGGUGGAAAAGGAGGAGGGGACCUCGGGAGUUCGCUGGAUGACAAUAAGGGUGGAAUGACUCGCGCCGCCUUUGGCUCUGCUCGGCCCGCCGCCACCGAAGGAGGUUUGAAAGGAGCCAUUGGACAAUGGGAUCAGUUCAAAGCGAACGAAGAACUCUUCAAUGUCCAAGCUACUUACGAUGAGAAUCUGUACACAACCCAGUUGGAUAAGUCUCAGAUUGAUAAAAAGAAGCUUGCUGAAGCUGAGCGGAUCGCCAAAGAAAUUGAAGGCUCCACCAGUACGAAUAUUCACAUUGCUGAAGAACGUGGACAUGCAGUUGAAACUGACUUUGACGAAGAGGACCGAUACUCUGGAGUGCUCACAAAGGAUGGGAAGCAACGGCACGAUGCAACAAAGGCUGCUGCUCCAAAGAUGAAUUAUGCUGCUGCCGCAGCAAAGGCAGAACCCGCAAAGAAGGCUCUGCCGCCGGGAUUGGCCAAAGCAGAAAAGCCAUCUGACGAAAAGGCCAAGGCAGAAUCAACUAGCGCCGAUGCCCCUGCUGCAGCGGACAAGAAGAAAGUUGCUCCAGCGAAAGAAAAGGGCGCCAAAGUGGAAGAAGGAAAGCCUGUUAAAACGGAAGAGGAGAUAGGAAAGACGGAAGCGGCCAAAAAAGAAGAGUCCAAGGAUGCGGAAGCAGGAAAGGACAAGCCAAAAUCCAAACUCAAUGCCAACGCAAAGUCUUUCACAUUCAACCCCUCGGCGAAAUCGUUUACGCCUACCUUUACGGCCCCUGCAGCCCAGCCGCAACCUGCUGCUGAUCCAAAUGCCCAAAUGCAUGCACCACCUAUGCAACCUCCGCACUACAUGCACCCUGGUCCAAUGGGACAACCAGGAAUGAUGCCAAUGAUGAAUCCUCAAUUCCAGGGAAUGCAUUACGCUCCUCAGUAUCAAUCGAUGGAUCCUCAAAUGGCCCCAAUGCAACCUCCACAACCACAACACGCCGAGCCCGCUCCAGCUGGAGAAGAGGCCGGAGCUGCUCCUGCAGGAACAGCUGAAAGCGAAUCUGGAUCACAGCAGCAACAAGCGGAUGAUGCUUCGCAUGCUUCACAACAAAGCCAACCCCAGCAGCAAUUUCAACAAAUGCAGUACAACGUUCCACCACCAGGAGCUUAUUACGGGGCUGGUCAGAUGCAAAUGCAUCCACGAGGGCCACAAUACCCUGCUCAAUUUGUUGGAAACCACCCGCAACAGAUGCAGGUUGUUCCUGGAGGCGCACGUGGGUAUCCUGUUUACCCAAUGCAACCUGGUGCCAUGCCUCCGAACAUGCAACACAUGCGAGGUCCGAAUGGAAAUCCCUACUACGGUGGUCCAGGAGGACCUCCUGUACCAUAUGGUGGUGGUGGAAACUAUGGUCAACACGGUAUGAUGGAGGAUGGUGAUCCGAACUUUCGAGGCCGUGUUGGAGGUAGAGGUGGUGGAAGAGGUGGCCGCGGACGCCGCAAUGGACGUGGAAGAGGACGUGGCGGCUACAACGGUGGUGGCAGGGGAUCAUCACAGCAAAAUCAAGGUUCUAAUGAUUCAGCUGGCAAUGGAAACGAUUCCAAACAGCAGCCGACGGAUAGCAAGUGA
Cylindrotheca closterium is the source of this 2193-nucleotide messenger RNA. NCBI's taxonomy places the organism in Eukaryota, Bacillariophyta, Bacillariophyceae, Bacillariales, Bacillariaceae. The record is from the annotation of a GenBank genome assembly.